Messenger RNA from Myxocyprinus asiaticus (Chinese sucker), 3043 nucleotides. RefSeq names its product protein RIC-3-like. The coding region runs from base 103 to 1041 and encodes 312 amino acids. Gene Ontology annotation, biological process: protein localization to cell surface; synaptic transmission, cholinergic. The transcript is spliced from 6 exons. The record is from RefSeq and is a predicted model, not a curated record. Gene Ontology annotation, cellular component: intracellular membrane-bounded organelle; neuronal cell body; neuron projection. Lineage: Eukaryota; Metazoa; Chordata; Actinopteri; Cypriniformes; Catostomidae.
GAUGCUGAUAUGUGGAUGCAGGUGUGCGUCAGUGUGAUGCAGAUACAGUUACACAGCUGUAACGUUCACAUUUAUACUUGAUUCACAUUAGAUUAAUGUAAAAUGAGUAUUUCUACAUUUCAAAAGCUCACUAUAGUGUCAUGUGUUGUUCUGUGCGUCGCACUCCUGCUGCCGAAAAUGCUUUUAUCGCGCGGAAAGAGAGACGCGCCGCAGAAUGAAGGACAUUUCCCACCCAUGCCGCACAGAGCAGCAGUAUCCGAGGAGCAGCGGCGUUCCAGUCGGCAGUUUUCCAGAGCUCAUAAUCCUGAAGCCAUCGCCCGGGCUAAAGGUGCUGGAACCGGAGCCAGUACUGGAGGAAAGUCCAACCUUGCAGGACAGAUCAUUCCUAUCUAUGGCUUUGCCAUCUUACUGUACAUCCUCUAUAUUCUGUUUAAGAUCUCAUCCAAAGGCAAAACAACCAAUCCUCCUGAGAGCCGAUUCACUGCUGUCAGAUCAGAAAAGAGGAAAAUAUCUGAUUUUGAGUUGGCUCAGCUGCAGGACAGAUUGAAUGAGACAAAGGACGUGAUCCAGAGAAUCAUUUCAGCAGCCAGUGACUCCUCAGACAGCAUGGCAGGUGCUGUAGCUGUAGAUGAGGAGCAGAAGUUACUGUACCAGCUGCAGGAGAUCACACGCGUCAUGCAUGAGGGUCAACUCGUGGACACAAUCACACCAAACACUGAAGAGCACCACUGCCGACAUGAGUGUGCCGAUUUCCUUGCAGACAGUCAGAAUGAUGAUGUGAACGAGAUGAGCGCUGAUCCUGAGGACAUACAUGAGUCUCAUGAUGAGAAACAGUGUGUGGAAGAUGCAGGAGACGAUACUAUUAGAGAACAUGAUGAAGAUGACGAAGAGAAGACAGACGCCAACAGAAACAGACACGUAGAAGGAAUUUCUGCGCUUGAGUCGAUGAGCCAGUCACAGCGCACAACUCAAACAGAAAGUGACAUUACGCCCAUCUCAUUUUCAGACAACAGCGUCAUAAGAUGGAGGAGCAAAAAGUAAAUCAACUGAUAAAAUGAGCCUUAAACCACCAAAUACUUCUCUGUUUGAAGUGUUUAUUAGACAAACAGGAACGAGCAGCUCAUGUUGACAUACGAGUCUCAAAUAAAACAUACAUCACAGCAGCUGUUUAAAUAUGUUUGAAUUAUCACCCUGACACAUGGAGAUUUUACUAUUUACGUUUAAGCAAACUGUUUGUGAUAAAUAUAGGCUAUUCUCUAUUGUACAAUGAUCUGAAUCUAUGUUUGUAUGAACAAUAUGUUUUCCAGAGUGAUUUUCCGAAGUUUGAGUCCACUUGUGAAAAUGUUUCUAUUUAGCAUUUUUCUCAUUUAAUCGUUUAAUUUUCAUUACAAAUGAUAUUAUCAGCAUAACAGUUUGAGUGAAAAAUUUGUGCAAAACCCGAUUAUUGUGAUAUAAUCAUGAUCCUGCAUGUGAAUUUUCACAGAGCAUUUUUUGAAAGUGCUUUAAUGAUAGAAAACCUGUCCUUUUGUUCUAAAUGAGUUAAUGUCACAAAUGUGCUUAUUUGAUUAUUUUUCAAAAUGGUAAUCACUAGCACGCAAGCAACAGUGAGAGAGGAGCAGGCUAUUUUAUGUAUAAGUUUUUCGCACCUGCAUUCCAAUGUACAUCUUGAUGUAAUCCUUCCUCAUGAUCACGCGCCGUGUUUUCAUCAGCUGAAUGGGAGACUAAACACUAUUAAAGUGUGACGAAACUCGUGCUGAGCGUACAAGCCAUUCGCGCAUCACAAGCAGAUCAACUAUUCAGCCCUUUUCGGUGAAUUGCACCUGCAAAUUCCUAAAACUUUAUUUUCAGGUUUAAUUUAUAUUUUGAAUAGACUCCGAUUUUUGAACCCCAUGAUGUGGGUUUGUUUUCUCUUUUAAUCGUUUAAUGUAAUUAUGAGUGUAACCAUGGUUUAAAGAGGGUCUACCUGUAUGAUGUGUUGGAAAUCUCAAGGAUUAAUAGUGGUGUUUUCCUUAUUACAUCAGUUGUUCUAAAAGCAAAAGGAACAAAUGAAACAUGGAAUGUUGGCUGUCAUCCGCGCAGCCUGAUAGAAGCAAAGCAGGCGCGUUUGCUCACGCGAUUAACUGAAAGUGAAGCGCUGCUGGCUCGUGAUGCGUGAAUGGCUUGCAAGCGCUCCACGAAUCUGUUGGGUAUACUAAAGUCUCGUCACAUUUUAACUUUUUGUUUAGCCUCCCAUUCAGCUGGUGAAAACACGCUGCGUGAUCAUGAGGAAGGAUUACAUCAAGAUGUAGAUUGGAAUGCAGGUACUGAAUUUAUAUAAAUAAAAUAGUCUACUCCCUCCGCACCUUGCAAACAUAUAAACGUGCAGCACGUCACGGUUAUUCUGGUUGUCACUAUUAGCACACAACUUUGAGAUAAUUCUGUAAAAUGCAGAAGGUGCAUCUGAAUAAAAUAAAUAAAAAAUAAACACUUUACAGGUUUAUGUUUGCAAGAUUUCUUGGACCUCAAAUGUUAGUAUCUAUGGUAUCUUCUAUUCGUGCUGUUGUAUUGCAUUAUAAUAUAUGACAUUAUCUUCACAUAUAUGCAUCACAUAGAGGAACAAAUGAGAUUUAAUGCAAUAAAAUGCUGUACACGUGUAGUUUCCAUAUAGAAAACGCUUACUGUAAGUCAAUUUGAUUCUUUGUUCCCCCCCAAUGAUAUUUCUGUUGUCUAAUCUCUGCUCAUAAUUAUGUCUAAAGUUUAGAAAAGUUAAUGUGACAUUUUGGCUGUAAUGACAUUUUUAAUUGACGUUAUUCAUAUUCUGUCAAUAUUAGCAUUCAUUCAAUAUUAGCAUUCAUUAGUUUAUAAUUGUAAUCUUAUUUCCUGUUAAUAAAAGACAACAUAAAACCAUUUCUUUUGACCUUCAUUCAGUCAAAUGCAUUUUCAUUAAUUAUGUGGCACUAGAAGUUAAUCUUACUUAAAAGCCAAUGAUAACACACAUUCUGCACCAAUGUGUGUUAUCAUAGCACAUUCUGCAACAUUUCAAAACUUGUUUGAAGGUUUCUUU